Molecule: messenger RNA, 2672 nt
Organism: Uranotaenia lowii
Lineage: Eukaryota; Metazoa; Arthropoda; Insecta; Diptera; Culicidae
Product: pre-mRNA-splicing factor 38B-like
Exons: 3
Coding region: 836-2077 (413 amino acids)
Molecular function (GO): 5'-3' exonuclease activity; 3'-5' exonuclease activity
Source: RefSeq, a predicted model, not a curated record
CAUUUGGAUGCAAAAUGAUCUCUAUAUUCCAUUGCGUCGUAAGAAAAUGCAUUUUUUCUGAACCUGAAAUGGGGGCCUAUCGAAAAACUGGGUUUUUUGGAAGAAGGGGCGUCAUAAUUUUUCUACCCCAUUGUGGGAAGAAAAAUUUUCGCACUAGCCAACUUAGGUCGGGAAGUUGGAGCAUAACUAGUGUCAAAAUUAUAUAAUUUCAAAAAGUUCUUAACUUGGUUUAUAUACCAAUAAAAAGUAAUUCCGGUUGCGUUCCCAGUUUGGUUAAUUAGGAAUCACCGAUAAAGAACAUUUUUUCAUCUCAUUUCCGACUGUUCAGCCGGACUCAUAAAAAACAACUCCAUUUCCUUGUUAUGUAAGCAGUUGUUGCAAAGGGGAAAAUGGUUCUGUCAGAUAAGACGCUUGAAAAAUCGGGAUAAGGCGAUUCGUUUUCAGGACCCUCAAAAACAAAUCCGUUCAGAAAUAUAUUCUGUCCAACGGUAGUGCUAUCUAAUAAAGUCCGAUGAGUGUAUUGGGAGACAUGGAAAGUUUUUCUAAGAAAAAUAACCUUUUCAAUACUAGAAGGUACUUUCAAUACAAACAAAAAUGUCAAAAACAAACCAAAGCCAAAUCACAGAGAAAAAAGAAAAAAAAAAUCCGACCGCGUCGGAAUUGGAGCUGAUUUCUUUUGCCGGAACCUGGUCAGAAGUAUUCGCACAAACGAAACUAUCGGAUGCAGCAGCCCUAAGGAUAAGCAACCAUAUCACCAGAAAGCAGACAUCGAUUGAUAGACAGUCUACUGGAACCGACAGAGUAAUAUUCCGCAUAAUUAAUCUCCAAGGAAGUCAUGUCCGAGGACCGCGUUCGAGAAAAGGAUCGUUCCAGGGGACGAGAUCGCUCCAGAGACAGGAUUCGUUCCAGAGAUCGCUCUCAUGAUCGAGACCGCUCCCGGGAUCGGAAUCGUUCUAGAGAGCGAGACCGUUCCAGGGAUCGGGAUCUCGAUCGUUCCCGUGAUCGGUAUCGCUCCUCAUACAGGGAUAGAAGUCGAGAACGCUCACGUUACGACGACUAUAGAUGGGAUGACCGUUAUCACUCCGAUCGGUACCGAGAUGAUAGAUACAGCAGCCGUUAUGAUCGUGAUCGGGGCCGUGACAGGGAUUACAGUAGACGUGAUCGUAGUCGCAGUAAAAGUCGUGACGAUCGUAGACGCAGGAAGAAGCGCAGCCGGUCUAACUCGCGGUUCCGUAACGAAUCCUUAUCGAGGUCAAGAUCAAGGUCAAAUUCGAAAUCUAGAUCCAGGUCCAAAUCAAGGACAAGCGACAAAAGUAAUGCUUCUAAUGAACUACAACGACCUAAAAGAGAUCUAUCCGUAGAAAUAGAACAGGAAUUGCAAAACUUGCGCAAACUUUCAGAUAUGAAGGCCACGAUAGCAAAAUUGAAAGAAGAAGCCGAUAGCAAAGCUAACUGUUCGGACUCGUCCGAUUCUGAAAAGGCAGAGAAUAGCAAUCCUGGAGCGACUUCCAGUUCUUUCAAGAAGGAAGUACCAUUCGCUUCUAAAUCUAACUUCGGCAAAAGUUCCAAGCAGGAGUUUGUGCCAGAAAUACAAACUGAAGAAGAGCGCAUCGAGUUUCAGAAAAAGAUGCAAGAAAAGCUUCAAGCCCACCUCGCAGCAGAGGGCAAGCUUUAUCCUAAACCGAAGCCUUCUCAAACUGCUUAUUCGGCUACAGGUUUUGCGAACGAUGGUUCCUUUUUGGAAAUGUUCAAACAAAUGCAGCAGCACAUGGUAGUCGACACUGCUUUUGCUGGGCCAAGUACUGCGAUGCCCGUUGUGCCAUCAUAUCAAACGGUCACAUCCGUGGUGCCAGCAACACAGCGAACAGCACCUAAACAACCGGUGCCAGUUUCGAUUGUCGGUCGUCGGAGAGGAGGAAAAAUUCUCAAAACCGGUAUCGUCAAGAAACAAAAACCCGUGGAAGAAUCGAACCAAGAUACACCGAAUGAUGCAUGGAACCUAUAUCUGGCAGAAGUGCGAAAGUAUAAGAACGCUUCCUGCGAUGCCGAUUCCAAAACGCGCCCCUUGGUGAAGUAGAUGGGUGUUGCGAGAAUGAUAGUGUUGGGGAACAGUAACUUGCAAGUUUGAUAACUACAUGGUAUUUCUAGUGAUAAGUUGGAUUAAUUGAUAAUGCAUACUAAGUCUUGAUGUAACAUUAUUAAUCAGAAUACAAACGAAUUUGUUUUGUAGGUAAGAUGUCAAACAAUUCUAUUUUUACUAUUUUUUUUAUAAGGAGAAGCGAUCAAUACUUUGAAGGAUAAUUUCGAUGAACGACAUAUCUACUUGUGUCAAGCGGAGUCAAAUAUUGUUCCACAAUUCAACUUUGUUUUGUUCUCAAAUUAAUCAUGACUGCUUAUAUCACGGAUGCACUUCAGGGUAUUGAUCGUGAAAUGUGUGAUUCAUCAGCUCGUAAGUUUCUCUCCCUUCAGUGUUCUUUUCCUGGUCAAAAUGCAUUUUCUUACUUUCGUUCGCGAUGGGUCCGAAAUCUACGCUUAAGAAGAUUAUACUGAAAACUACAAAUUGUGUAUCACAUUGUCUAAAUAAACAUCUAUUUUUUUGUAAUGCCCGUCAUAUCCCUUGCUACUGCUUCUUCGGGGAAAAAACCGACAAACGUGAAAUAAACAUACACUCC